AUGUGGGUGAUUAUUUCUCACCAGUACGUCGUAAUGUUAACUAGUCCUUCAGAAACGUCGGAGUAUUUGAAAGAAAGGGGUGACAAUAUUUCUAGUAAGUUGAUAAUAAGUGGAAAUCUAGCAGUGGACACUUUUUUCACCAUUAGUGGUCUUCUACUGUCAUACAAUUUUAUGACUUCCAGAUAUGAAAAAAUAUGUUUCAGUUUAUUGGAUCAUUACAUACAUAGAUACACAAGAUUAACAGUACCGUAUGCCUUAACAAUGUUAGUUGUUGCCACAGUGACACUCUAUUUAGCUGAAGGACCUCUGUGGCCCCUUCUUGUAAAGUCGUUUCAAAGUCCAUGCCAAGAAAACUGGUCGUCUUGCCUUUUGUACAUCCAGAAUUAUAUUGACGCUAGCAAGAUUUGCAUCCCUCAGGCUUGGUAUAUAAUGGCAGACAUGCAAUUAUUUGUAACAUCACCCAUGGUACUUUUUGGAUUAUGGAAAUUUACCAAAAUUGCGAUAGUUCUGUUAGGAUCGUGUUGUUUAGUCUCUGCUUUGACUGGUUUUUAUUCGAUUUGGAGAGAUAAUCUGCCGGCAGUAAUCCACAGAACUUAUCUUUUUGACCACGAAAGUUUGCUAAAAGUGAAAAUGUAUUACGAAAAUUAUUACGCGGUACCUCAUACUCGUGCUAGUCCUUGGAUCGUAGGAAUCAUCACAGGCUAUUUAAUCUUCAAAGUGAAACGAGAACGACGUAAUUUAGUAAUUAAGAGGAAAUAUUUAUUUUGUUUUUGGUUGUUAUGUACCGCAGUGUUGGUGGCCUGUGCAUUCGGGUCACCACGAGAUCUACCAGAUCAAGAAUAUAACGUGUUUUGCAAUGCUUUUUAUGCUGCGUUCGCAAGACCUGCCUGGGCUUUUGCUAUUGCAAUGAUUAUUUUGGCGUGUGCCACCAACAAUGCUGGUAAUUAAAAAAUAUUUCUAAUCAAUAAAAUGAUUUAGGUCCGGUAAAGACGAUACUUUCGUCGACAAUUAUUCAAGUACUCAACAAGUUCACUUACAGCAUGUUCCUUAGCCAUGUCACAGUUCUAAGUUUUAAUCUUAAUAGAUAUAU
This is a messenger RNA of Zophobas morio, 1090 nucleotides long. Its product is annotated as nose resistant to fluoxetine protein 6-like. The transcript has 3 exons. Gene Ontology annotation, molecular function: acyltransferase activity, transferring groups other than amino-acyl groups. The record is from RefSeq and is a predicted model, not a curated record. Lineage: Eukaryota; Metazoa; Arthropoda; Insecta; Coleoptera; Tenebrionidae. The coding region runs from base 1 to 948 and encodes 315 amino acids.